AUGGGCCUGAGCGACGACAAGGAUCGCAUCGUGAUCAACGUGGGAGGGAUCAGGCACCAGACGUACCGCAGCACCCUUCGCACCCUACCCGGUACCCGCCUGUCGUGGCUGGCCGAGCCAGACGCUCCCAACCACUUUGACUAUGACGCCAAGAUCGAGGAGUUCUUUUUCGACCGCCACCCGGGCGUCUUCGCGCACAUCCUCAACUACUAUAGGACAGGUAAGCUGCACUGCCCCGCCGAUGUGUGCGGACCGCUCUACGAGGAAGAGUUGGCCUUCUGGGGCAUCGACGAGACGGACGUGGAGCCCUGCUGCUGGAUGACCUAUCGCCAGCACCGGGAGGCGGAGGAGGCCCUUGAUAGUUUCGGCGGGGGGGGACUCUUGGACCUUGGCAACGACGAUGGCGAGCCCGAGCAGGAGCACGGCGAGGACGACGUGGACGAGAUGACGCGGAGGCUGGCGCACGGAGACUCUCCUGACGCCCGGAGCGGCACUUUGUGGAGCCGCUGGCAGAAGCGCGUUUGGGCACUUUUCGAAGACCCGUACUCCUCCAAAUAUGCAAGGUGGGUGGCUCUGGCCUCGCUGUUCUUUAUCCUGGUUUCCAUCACCACGUUCUGUCUGGAGACUCACGAGACCUUCAACCCCAUUGUCAACCGCACCGAGGUCGAACUGGUGGACAACGUCACGGUGGUGCACACUUACCAGGAACCCGAGACGGCGGCCUACCUCACGUACAUCGAAGGCGUUUGUGUGGUGUGGUUCACUUUUGAAUUCCUAAUGCGAAUAACUUUCUGUCCAAACAAAUUUGACUUCAUCCGCAACGCCCUGAACAUCAUCGACUUUGUGGCCAUCCUGCCCUUCUACCUGGAGGUGGGCCUCAGCGGGCUCUCGUCAAAGGCAGCUAAGGACGUGCUGGGUUUCCUCCGAGUGGUCCGCUUUGUUAGGAUCCUGCGUAUCUUCAAACUCACCCGCCAUUUUGUGGGUCUGAGGGUGCUGGGCCACACUCUGAGAGCCAGCACCAAUGAGUUUCUUCUCCUCAUCAUCUUCUUAGCCCUGGGUGUCCUGAUCUUUGCCACCAUGAUCUACUACGCGGAACGCAUCGGCGCAAACCCCAACGACCCCCGAGCCAGCGAGCACACGCAGUUCAAGAACAUCCCGAUUGGAUUCUGGUGGGCCGUGGUGACCAUGACGACCCUCGGCUACGGCGACAUGUACCCUCAGACCACCUCCGGUAUGCUGGUAGGAGCCUUGUGUGCCCUGGCGGGUGUGCUGACCAUCGCCAUGCCGGUCCCUGUGAUUGUCAACAACUUUGGAAUGUAUUACUCCUUGGCUAUGGCGAAACAGAAACUACCAAAGAAAAAAAAUAGGCAUAUCCCACGGGCGCCACAACCUGGUUCUCCGAACUUCUGUAAAUCAAGCAUCAGCUCGCAACAUCAGAGCCCUGUCGCCCACGACGAUGUUUUUGAGAUAAAGUUUCAAGAUUCCAAGCUGAACGGUGAGGCUGCUAAUGCCGCACUUGCCAACGAGGACUGCCCUCACAUCGACCAGGCCAUAUCUCCAGAGGAAAUCUUCAGCCCCAGCGAAAGAGAGCGGCCCUGCUUCCUGGUCACUACGGCCGAGCGGCCCAACCACACAGGGGGCAGAGUAAGGAGGGGUUAUGAAAAGCCUUGGAGCCUUAACAGCAUGUCUGGCAUGAGCGGGGAUGCCUCUGGAGUGUCCUCAGUGUCCGCCCUGCCCUGCAGCCCACCCUGUCUAAUGCAGCACUCACAUUCUCCCAUCCCAUCCAUUAUGUAG
Messenger RNA from Nerophis lumbriciformis (worm pipefish), 1794 nucleotides. The record is from RefSeq and is a predicted model, not a curated record. Lineage: Eukaryota; Metazoa; Chordata; Actinopteri; Syngnathiformes; Syngnathidae.